AUGACCACGCCGGAAGCCAAAGUCGACGACAUACGAUACGAACAACUCGUGCGCCAUCUCCUACGCUCCGUCAAGGACAUGGAAAACAACACCAACAGACGCCAGCUGGAUAUCCGGAGACUACUGGAAGGACCAUUAUCAUCACCACAGCAGCCCCCCCACGCACGUGAAGUCGCAAUCCAAGCGCAACAACAGCAACGUCUACCACACAACUUCGGCGGGCAAUCGCACGACGCCGUUAACCAAAGAUGGUCCCCUUCUGGUAUCAAAUGGAGAUAUGCUCGCCAAGGCGCACAACUUGCCACCGACGCCGCCAACGAGCUGCACGAUAGUGAUUUUGAGCGCAGCGCCUACAUUGACGCCGUCGCCUACUACCUGCGGGCGUGUCCGGACCAGCUCGACCACGGGGAGACGGCAAAGAUCCUGUCGGCGGCGCCGUGGCUCGCGCAACACCCGCGCCCCCAGCCGCAGAUUGCCGGCAUCGCCCGGCCUACGGACCGCGGCCGCACCUUCUUGUCCGACGCGGUCCAGUACGCCGUGAUUGGCCUCAUACUAUUGGGCCACAUGCUGUGGUGUCUUUUCCUGUCGGCCAUUCGCAUCGGCGCACACCUCGAGCGCGAGUACCAGCUCUCCCACUGGGUAGCGACCAAUGGUUUCGACCUGGUCAACUCGGUUGGGCGACACAGCGUCGCCUGGACCGCCAAGAUCAAUGCAAUGAAUGAAGGCAGGAUCGGCCAGGUCGUCUCCUGGACCAUGGACAGCGUCACUGGCGGCAUCCAGGAGGGCUACGGCAAGGGCAUGGACCGUAUUCGGCGACAGCAGCAGACCAUUACAAGAGAGGCGCACCCCCAGGGUGAUACUGCCAAUGUGACGGCUGCUCCUCCUCCUGAUGAGGGUGGCGGCAUUGUUGGUUUUCGCUGGAGGAAACCCUACGACCGCUGA
This is a messenger RNA of Pestalotiopsis fici W106-1, 942 nucleotides long. RefSeq lists its product as uncharacterized. The record is from RefSeq and is a predicted model, not a curated record. The transcript is spliced from 2 exons. NCBI's taxonomy places the organism in Eukaryota, Fungi, Ascomycota, Sordariomycetes, Amphisphaeriales, Sporocadaceae. Bases 1 to 942 code for a protein of 313 amino acids.